This is a messenger RNA of Colletotrichum orchidophilum, 1557 nucleotides long. RefSeq lists its product as uncharacterized. NCBI's taxonomy places the organism in Eukaryota, Fungi, Ascomycota, Sordariomycetes, Glomerellales, Glomerellaceae. The record is from RefSeq and is a predicted model, not a curated record. The coding region runs from base 1 to 1557 and encodes 518 amino acids. The transcript has a single exon.
AUGGCGACUAGAACUUUGCGAACGCCGCUGGCCUGCGGACGCCAUCUCCUAUCCAAUUGGCGCACCAAACACCACACACCAGCGAGAUGCCGACUCUAUACGUCCGACCGGUCCCCCGAAGCUUCCGAAGCCCCGAAACCUGAUCACAGAAAGGACACGCCAGAAAAAGAGAAGGGCGCCAUGUCGCGCAAGCUCGAGGAAGCUACAGAGGAAGCUCUUUUGACGGGUGGCCGGCGCGGGCGUCAAGCUGUCGAAGACGCUGGAUUCUCUGAAGAGCUGAAGCAGAUGCUUCUCGACAAGGUCGAAACCGCCAGGUUCCGAUCCCAAUACGCAUCCGCCUUCGCAGAGGCCGAAAUGCCCACGUCAGCGGGCGAGGGAACGCGCUCAAUGGCCGCUGCGCAGGCUUGGACGGGUGACGAAUCGCAGUCCGAUACGGUCCUGCGCAUGCUCAACGAUGCGAAGAAGCCUCUCAAGCCCGAGCUGAGGGGCCAGUUCCAGAUCCCGCCCGUGGAUAUGCGUAUACGACAGGAUCCAAAGCUUCACCCUAGCCAGCGGGCUGCCAACGCUCGCGAAAAAGCCUCGACGUAUACUGGGCUGGGUUUCAAGGAUCAGAGCGGGCAGAGCGCCAAGGAACGCGAAGAGUUUAGAAAGGAGCUCCGCGACCGGUUUGGAGCAGCGGCUCGCGCCGUACCGAAUACAAUAUCAGGGCUCGAGUCACUGGCCAACGAGAGAAUAGAGGAUGCGAUUGCUCGUGGGCAGUUCAAGAACAUUCCUCGUGGCAAAGGGGUUGAACGAGACGCAAGAGCCGACAACCCCUUCAUCGACACCACCGAGUACAUAAUGAAUAAGAUGAUCAAGAGGCAGGAGAUUGUUCCUCCGUGGAUAGAGAAGCAGCAAGAGCUGGCAAAGACUGCUGGUGUGUUUAGAGCGAGGUUGCGCAACGAUUGGAGGAGGCACGUGGCGAGGAUGAUCUCGUCUAAAGGUGGUAGCUUGGAGGAGAAGAUGCAAUUGGCCGAGGACUAUGCCCGCGCAGAGGAACGCCAUAAUCCGCGCAAGAGAAACAGCGAAAGCAUCUCGGUGCCCACCAAUGUGACGAACGAUCCUGUGAUGGCAAAGGUGCGUCAACAGGCAGCAGAGGACAACAACGCUGGCAAAUCCACACCUGAGACGAGAUCGACGGAGCCUGCUCGGCCUCUGGUACAACCCUUUCGCGAUUCUGACUGGCUAGCAACUGAAAGUUCGUACAUGACGCUCGCCGUCGACAAUCUCAACGCGAUCGCACGUUCUUACAACCUCAUGGCGCCAGAGCUGGCCAAGAAACCAUAUUUUUCGCUCGAGCGCGAACUCAAGGCCUGCUACGCGGAUGUCGCGCCUUUGGUGGCGGAGACUAUCAGGGAGAGAGCCACCAGGCCAACAAAGACGUUAUUUGAAGCAGCAGGGGGCGGCCAAGUCACAAUCUUUGACCGGUUUAGCAAGGAGGGAAAAUCGGCCAGGAUAUACGAUUCAAGGGCUCCCCACUAUGGCUUCAAGGAAAUGUGGAAAGAUUUGUUUAGUUAA